This is a messenger RNA of Pezoporus occidentalis (night parrot), 1395 nucleotides long. It is a transcript of the gene THAP7, whose product is annotated as THAP domain containing 7. The record is from RefSeq and is a predicted model, not a curated record. Lineage: Eukaryota; Metazoa; Chordata; Aves; Psittaciformes; Psittacidae. Gene Ontology annotation, cellular component: nucleus. The transcript is spliced from 4 exons. Gene Ontology annotation, biological process: regulation of DNA-templated transcription. Bases 1 to 1389 code for a protein of 462 amino acids.
AUGGACAUGGACCCCCCUCAUGGACCCCCUUCUUUGUGCCCCCCCAGUGGUUACCACCGCCUGAAGGAAGGCGCCGUCCCCACCCUCUUCAACCUGGUGACCCCCCGGCCCCACCGGCUGAAGCCCCCCCCGGCUGCUGACCCCCUGAAGCCUCUCAAGGGCACCCGGAGGUGGAGGCUUGAAGCCAGGUUGUCCCGAUUGGAUCCCUCUGCGUCCCGAUUGGAGCCCUCUGCGUCCCCAUUGGAUCCCUCUGCGUCCCCUUUGGAUCCCUCUGCGUCCCCAUUGGAUCCCUCUGCGUCCCCUUUGGAUCCCUCUGCGUCCCGAUUGGAUCCCUCUGCAUCCCCAUUGGAUCCCUCUGCGUCCCCAUUGGAUCCCUCUGCGUCCCCUUUGGAUCCCUCUGCGUCCCCAUUGGAUCCCUCUGCGUCCCCAUUGGAGCCCUCUGCAUCCCCAUUGGAUCCCUCUGCGUCCCCAUUGGAUCCCUCUGCUCCCAAAUUGGAGCCGUCUGCUUCCCAAUUGGAUCCUCCUUCUUCCCACCUGAACCCAUCCUCAUCCCAACUGGAUCCCUCUUCCCAUCAAAACCCCUCUUCUUCGCAUCGAAACCCCUCUUCCCAACUGACCCCAUCCUCAUCCCAACUGAACCCUUCCCAACUGGACCCUUCUUCUUCCAACCUAAACCCAUCCUCAUCCCAACUGGAUCCCUCUUCCCAUCAAAACCCCUCUUCUUCGCAUCGAAACCCCUCUUCCCAACUGACCCCAUCCUCAUCCCAACUGAACCCUUCCCAACUGGAUCCCUCUUCCUCCCACCUGAACCCAUCCUCAUCCCAACUGGAUCCCUCUUCCUCCCACCUGAACCCAUCCUCAUCCCAACUGGAUCCCUCUUCCUCCCAUCCGACCCCACCCUCAUCCCAACUGAUCUCAUCCCAACUGGAUCCCUCUUCCUCCCACCUGACCCCAGCCUCAUCCCACCCUGACCCCACCUCCUCUUCCCACCCCCCCCCCCCCGAGGGCUCGGCUCCGGCCGGCGACCACGGCGCCGUCGCGGCUCUUCCCGGCUCCUCGGAAGCGCGGGGUCCCAACCCCAAACCCCCCCCGGAGGCUCCGGGCUCCGGCCCCGUGCCUCCAUCCCCAUCCCUCUACGUGCUCCGCUUGCCCCCGCGCCUCGGGGCCUACAUCCAGAGCGAGCACAGCUACCAGGUGGGCAACGCUUUGCUCUGGAAGCGCCGCGCCGAGGCGGCCCUGGAGGCGCUGGGGAAAGCCCAACGGCAGCUCCAGGCCUGCAAAAGGAGGGAGCAACGGCUCCGGCUCCGCGUCGGCGAGCUCCAACGGGAGCGCCGUUGGGAUGCCAGGGAAGCGGCGGUGAAGCGGGAGGAUGGGGAUGGGGGGCAGUGAUGGGGC